This is a messenger RNA of Hyaloscypha bicolor E, 2209 nucleotides long. Its product is annotated as HET-domain-containing protein. The record is from RefSeq and is a predicted model, not a curated record. The coding region runs from base 90 to 2111 and encodes 673 amino acids. The transcript has 3 exons. Lineage: Eukaryota; Fungi; Ascomycota; Leotiomycetes; Helotiales; Hyaloscyphaceae.
GUCUUUCCAUUCUUUGAUCUAUUCCAUUAAAGCCACUCCUACACCCGAAAAGUUGUUAACGACUCUUGCUUCUGUGGUGUCAGUGCAUUAUGGAAGACGAAUCGGCUCUCAUUAAACAGACAACUGAGACAGGCUGGUCGAGCAGCGGGUCCCUCUGUCCGCGGUGCUACGGUCUCUUUUCCACCACUUCAAGCCUCAAGGCCCUUCUUUCCGACGAAGGCAUUGCCCACACCUGCAUCGAGUCGUGGGGCUCAGAGUACACUGGUAUUUGCGUUCUGUGCGAGCUCCUGUCGCGACCCGCGCCAAUCAUCUUUAAACCAUGCAUUCCAAGAUUGAAGGCGGUUUUAGGCGCGGCCUCACAAACUAAAGAAUCGUUUCGAAAUCUAGAUGGAGAAUUUUCCUUGAUUCCGGAUCUGGAGUAUCCGGUGAAUGCGUUGCGGAUUCGCGAUCUGGAGGUGUUAGGCUUAGGCUCUUUGUACUACGAGGAGCUUUAUCAGCCACAUUUGCUCGCUGUCCCAGGUUAUCCAUCAAGACUAUUAUCCAUCCCGUCGCAACAAGCUCACAUGGAUUCGCCUUGGAUCAUGCAGGAAACUAGGCUCCGAAUUAGGAUCUGUCAAGAGGAGCAUCCACUCUGCCCUGGCAGCACAAUGCCUCUUCUCCCGAGAAGAGUCAUUGACGUUGGCGGUAAGUGCGGAACCACCCUAAAGCUAUAUGCGCCCAAGCAGAACGAGCGGGCGAAUUAUGCAACUUUGAGUUACUGCUGGGGGACAAAACCACAAUUUACCACAACGCUCGAUUUGAUGGCCGAUCUGCUGCGCGAUAUGUCAAAGUGCAACCUAUCACAGACUCACCUCGACGCUAUACGAGUCACUCGAGGGCUCGGCAUUCGUUAUCUGUGGAUCGAUGCACUCUGUAUCAUCCAGGAUAGCCCAGCAGAUAUGAUGAUGGAUAUGCCCAACAUGGGCAACAUCUACAAAAACUCGACAAUCACCAUUGCGGCGAGCGAAUCCCAGUCAGCACACUCGGGGUUUCUGGGCACUCUGAAGUAUCCUCCAACGGUUCCACUGCCAUUUCUCCUCCCAGAUGGUAGCAAGGAGACCGUUUGGUUAAGCUACCAUGAAGCCAAAUGGCCAGUUAGAGGCCAUCUGGACACGCGCGGAUGGACGCUUCAAGAAUCCUUGCUCUCCCCAAGACAGAUUACUUUCGGGGAUUCUGAAGUGCUAUGGCAAUGCCAAACAGAACGUAUGCAACCAGUCUGCCAAGGCGCGCAAGAGUACCGCGAAACAUUAAAGAAUCAGAACAGACUACCUGGCGCAAUCUAUGGCAUCCCUACGUCGCUAGACAAGAAGACCCAGCGUCCCCAGUACCUCUGGAAAUUAUUCGUGCACGACUACAGUGCUCGGAAGUUUACCGUUGUGGAAGAUCGGUGGAACGGCAUGGCCGGCAUCAUCAGCGAGCUGUCGAAGCUCUGGAUCGAUGACGAAUGCGUUGCAGGUUUCUGGAAAAGUUCCAUGCUGGAAUCGUUAGUCUGGCGUCGAUCAAACCUGGAAGAAUAUCAAGAACCGGCGUGGAUGCCCCCUCGCCAAAAGCUGAUGAACGCUCCAAGUUGGUCGUGGUUGAGUCUUCCCUCAGAGGUUUGGAUACAGAAAUUCAUCCCCGAAGAUUUUGAGAUCGUUGACUGUGCAGUCACGCCUCUAGUAAAGACAGCACCACAUGGAGCGUUGAAGGAGGCGGUCCUGAUUCUGAGAGGGAAAGCAAUCACUUUGGCAGAGCUCGAACGCCUGCCAGCCCGUGCUCUGAAUCGUUUCCAGCCAUACUUCGACUCUCAGGUGCCAGGGCUUAAGGCGUGGGAUCCCUUACCAUCGAAGGCGUCGAUACAGGGUGAGUGGCCAGAUGGAAUCUUAUUUCUAAGAGCUGGGAGGAGAAGGCUGCUUCAGGCGCCACCAGUAGGUAUCAUACUUGAACAGCUCGAGGACGAAACCGGCAGAUUCAGGAGAAUAGGAGCCUGGAUCUUUAGGAAUUCUCACGAUUUUGGGUUGAAGAAGUCGGUCGGGGAGGAAUUGAGGUCUGCGUGGCAAGAUGCGAUGACUAGAGAGUGGAAGAUAAUUUGAGCAAGGGCAAGCUUUGGAAAUCAUUGAGCUGAGAAGUCGUUGUGAUGGAUGGAAAAGUUGUGCGGCGGUUGCAAAAGUAAUGAGCAGUUGAGACUUCG